Fimicolochytrium jonesii is the source of this 596-nucleotide messenger RNA. RefSeq names its product translation protein SH3-like domain-containing protein. Gene Ontology annotation, cellular component: cytosolic large ribosomal subunit; ribosome. The record is from RefSeq and is a predicted model, not a curated record. Gene Ontology annotation, molecular function: RNA binding; structural constituent of ribosome. Lineage: Eukaryota; Fungi; Chytridiomycota; Chytridiomycetes; Spizellomycetales; Powellomycetaceae. Gene Ontology annotation, biological process: ribosomal large subunit biogenesis; cytoplasmic translation. The coding region runs from base 99 to 497 and encodes 132 amino acids. The transcript is spliced from 5 exons.
UUGGUCGUCGCUCGAAUUGACGGGCUCUCGCUCUUGGAUUCACCCACGACAGUCCAUUUGCCCCAUCUUUUACGGAGCGGACUCAUCCAGUAUUCACAAUGGCCAAGGUCUCGACAAACGUUUCUUCCAGCCGCCGCAAGAGCCGCAAGGCGCACUUCUCUGCGCCUUCGGACCUCAGGCGCAAGAUCAUGUCGGCUCCCCUCGACAAGGAGUUGCGUGAGAAGCACAACUGCCGCUCCAUCCCCAUCCGCAAGGACGACGAGGUCAAGAUUGUCCGCGGUACCUUUGCUGGCCGUGAGGGCAAGGUCACCACUGUCUACCGUAAGAAGUGGUGCAUCCACAUCGAGAAGGUGACCCGUGACAAGAUGAACGGUGUCUCCAUUCAGAUCCCCAUCCACCCCUCCAAGGUCGUGAUCACCAAGAUCAAGCUCGACAAGGACCGUAAGGAACUUUUGGAGCGUAAGGCUGCUGGCCGCAAGGUCGUCAAGGCCGAGUAAACUUGUAAAUGAUGCCAGUCAACAUAUAUAGGUUUUCCGCUACUGUGUGGGUUCUUGCAUAUCUACGAUCAAUACGGAUUGACAAUGCUCCUCACGAAU